AUAAGAUUAGAGGUGCGGUGACAAAGUGUUUGGAUGCUUAUUUGCUCCACAAACAUAUACAGAAUGAAAUAAAAUGUCUGAUGAAAAGCACAGAGAUUCCGAGAACGACGACACUGACAGUGACAACGAGUCGGAUGGACAGCUUUCAUUUUUUGGCACAUUAACGAGCAUUUUCAUUCCUGGUAUGUUGCAAUAUUUUGUUAUUACUAUUUAUUAUUAGUACAAUCAAGCCAAGAUGUUAGGUAUAGUCAAUUACAUUAGCCGCAUUUACACCAUUUGGAAGGAAGGAUACGCAUGUAAACGUGUUAUUUAACCAACAAACUCCCUUUUUUUGUCUAAAAAUGUAUCAUAAAAACAUGUAUCAGCAUUAAAUGUUUUAUGUGUGUAUAAUACUAACUCUAAGAUGGUUUAAAAAAGUUUUAAAAAAUAAAAUAAAAGCCAACUUCCGUCGCAGUCCUACGACGUAGACGGGUGGCCAACGUUAAAAAGAAAAACUAACUUUUUAGAUAAGAAAUAUUGUAUAAAAACAAUACAAUAGAAUGUACUUUUAGAAAGUACAACAGUUUUAUGAAACAAUGUACAAUAUUUACCUUGGAGAAGGACUUCUGUGGUAUUUCCUUUCAGCUGAUCUCUGUCAAACACACCAUCAGCAACUUUUUCAUAUUUUCCUUGAUAAAUGUCCGCCACUUAGAUAUUAUUUGAACAUUCUUGGCUGGCCUUAAACUUAUUCUGCUUCAGUAUGGUGCAGACCAGCAGUGAUAUGCUCAUAUUACCAAGUUGAUUAUACUCUUGGUCAUGUUUUUGAUGAUAUAUUUCUUUAAUUUGAUAAAUAUCAUCCAACUAAUGCUGGCGAGUAAGACAGGAUGUUUUGGGCGGAUCUUACGGGGUUCUUUUAGACAUUUGCCAUUUGCAACAAAUGGCGCUGAUGCCUAAAAGUAAAAUUUGUGCUUGCAACUCAAAGCAUAACAAACAAUGAGCCGAGAGAUAAAACGCUCUUAAGUUGAGAUACGACUGUAUAUAAUUAUGAAUAAUAUAUGUUUUAAUAACCUUUAUUUCCAAUGACCUGGUGGUCACAGAAAUCAAACAUAGUUAAAACAACAAUUUAACCAACAAGCUCCCGGAUUUCUGUGUCUAAAAAUGUAUCAUAAAAAAUAUGUAUCAGCAUUAAAUAUGUUUAUGUGUGUAUAAUACUAGCUCUAAGAUGGUUAAAAAAGUUUAAAAAAGAGAAAAUAAAAGCAGUCACAGUCCUAUGACAUAGACGUAGGUGUAUUUGCGACAAAUACACUGGAAUUGUAUACAAAUGUAUUUUAAAAAAAUUAAAUUAAAACAAUUAUUUACCUAAUGUGUGAAUCUGAGUGUGAAUGUUGUCUGUCUAUCUGUGUGGGCCCUGCGAUGAGGUGGCGACUUGUCCAGGGUGUACCCCGCCUUCCGCCCGAAUGCAGCUGAGAUAGGCUCCAGCACCCCCCGCGACCCCAAAAGGGACACGCGGUAGAAAAUGGAUGGAUGUAUACAGUGUGGAUGUUAUCGUAGUUAAUAACAUUGCACAUUUUUUCUGUAAUUGAGUUUGGCUGUAAAAUGACUUCCUUAUCCUGGUUAACGUGUUAAAUUAUGUAUGUUGGGAAUGGUAUGUCGGCUGGAUAGCUUUAAUUUUUUGGCACAUUAACGAGCAUUUUCAUUCCUGGUAUGUUGCAAUAUUGUAUUAUUAUUAUUAGUACAAUCAAGCCAAGAUUUGUUAGGUAUAGUUAGGCAUUUACACCAUUUGGAAGGAAGGAUACGCAUGUAAACGUGUUAUUUAACCAACAAGCUCCCGAUUUUUUUUUUUGUCUAAAAAUGUAUCAUACAAAAUAUGUAUCAGCAUUAAAUAUGUUUUAUGUGUGUAUAAUACUAACUCUAAGAUGGUUUAAAAAAAGUUUUAAAAAAGAGAAAAUAAAAGCCAACUUCCGUCGCAGGCCUAUGACUUAUUGAUUUAUUGAUUGAAACUUUUAUUAGUAGAUUGCAUAGUACAGUACAUAUUCUGUACAAUUGACCACUAAAUGGUAACACCCGAAUAAGUUUUUCAACUUGUUUAAGUCGGGGUCCAUGUAAAUCAAUUCAUGUUAACUUAGACCCACUUAGACGGAUGGCCAACAAAUACACUGGAAUUGGAGAUGUGCUAUUUGGAAUUUUCCCUGUAUGAAAAAAACAUUUGAAAAUGAAUUUUACCUUUGCAACGUCAUUAUACUAUUGGCUAAGUUGUAUAUCCAUUAGGGCUGUGAAUCUUUGGGUGUCCCACGAUUCGAUUCAAUAUCGAUUCUUGGGUUCACGAUUCGAUUCAAAAUAAAUAAAAAAAUUCCAAUUCAACACGAUUCUCGAUUCAAAAACGAUUUUUUUUCCCGAUUCAAAACUAUUCUCUAUUCAUUCAAUACAUAGGAUUUCAGCAGGAUCUACCCCAGUCUGCUGACAUGCAAGCAGAGUGGUAGAUUUUUGUAAAAAGCUUUUAUAAUUGUAAAGGACAAUGUUUUAUCAACUGAUUGCAAAAAUGUAAAUUUGUUUUAACUAUUAAAUGAAGCAAAAAUAUGACUUAUUUUAUCUUUGUGAAAAUAUUGGACACAGUGUGUUGUCAAGCUUAUGAGAUGCGAUGCAAGUGUAAGCCACUGUGACACUAUUGUUCUUUUUUUUUAUAAAUGUCUAAUGAUAAUGUCAAUGAGGGAUUUUUAAUCACUGCUAUGUUGAAAUUGUAACUAAUAUUGAUACUGUUGUUGAUAAUAUCCAUUUUUGUUUCACUACUUUUGGUUUGUUCUGUGUCGUGUUUGUGUCUCCUCUCAAUUGCUCUGUUUAUUGCAGUUCUGAGUGUUGCUGGGUCGGCUUUGGUUUUGGAAUUGGAUUGCAUUGCAUUGUUAUGGUAUUGCUGUGUAUUGUUUUGUUGGAUUGAUUAAUUACAAAAAUAAAUAAUAAUAAUUAUAAAAUAAUAAAAAUAAAAAUCGAUUUUUUAAAAAUGAGAAUCGAUUCUGAAUCGCAUAACGUGAGAAUCGCGAUUCGAAUUCGAAUCUAUUUUUUCCCACACCCCUAAUAUAUAUAUUAUAAGCGUUUUGUAUUGUUUGUGUACUGUUUCUGUACUUGUUUUGUUUAUUAUUUCUUGAUUGUAUGUCAAUAUUCAUAUUAUAAAUGCAUGUUUAUUAAAAUAAAAAAAUACACUGGAAUUGUAUGCAGUGUAGAUGUUAUCGUAGUUUAAUAACAUUGCGCCUUUGCUCUGGAAAAGAGAAAAUAAAAGCCAACUUCCGUCGCAGUCCUGUGACGUAGACGGGUGGCCAACAUUUCCGACAAAAUACACUGGAAUUGUGUACAGUGUGGAUGUUAUUGAAGUCAAUAAUAUUGCGCAUUUGCUCUGGAAUUGAGUUUGGCUUUAAAAUGACUUCUUUAUCCCGGUUAACGUGUUAAAUUAUGUAUGUUGGGAAUGGUAUGUUUUAUCAAUCUUAGCAUAGCAUAGUAGCUUGGCUGCAUUGCUCAACAGUGUGAGGUAGGGAUGUGUCAAAAGGGAGGACAUUGACACAUUCCCCUCAAUGCCAAACCUGCUGAGGUAACGACGGCUUCGAUAAGUAGGUUUCCUUCGCACGUUGAGGUGUCUGCGGGCUGUUCGCAACAUGUUGAACCUACCGACCCAGUCCUUCCCUGCGCCGAGCUCCCAGCAGCGGGUCGCUCCGUCCGGCCAUUCGGGGAGGACCAAGGUUGCCUUGAAACCAGGCCACAGUCUCAUGGACUGGAUUCGGUUCUCCAAAAGUGGGAAAGAUCUAACUGGGCUGAGAGGACGGCUGAUUGAAGUUACUCAAGAAGAACUACAGAAACACAACACCAGGAACGACUGCUGGACAUGUAUACGAGGUUUGGUGUAUAAUGUCAGCCCUUACAUGGACUACCACCCUGGGGGAGAAGAUGAGUUGAUGAAGGCAGCGGGCAUAGAUGGCACUGACCUUUUUGACCAGGUCCAUCGCUGGGUAAACUAUGAGUCCAUGUUGAAAGAGUGCCUGGUGGGCAGGAUGGCCACUAAGCCCACCGCUACUUUUAAAGGCAUUGUCCCACCACCUCCACCAGUCUUCAACCCCACUACACCAGUGACCGCUCUGACAGUCAAAGACUCAAGCCCUCGAUAUGAAUGGUUUCAAACGGAGUCGACGGUCCAUCUUAUUAUUUAUGCCAAAAGAAAGAUACCCAAAUCGUGCUGUACAGUUGUUGACCUCGCUGCUGGUGUACUACGACUGGAAGUGCUACUGGGAAAAAUGUCCUACGUGAUACAUUUAUGUCUUUUAGAAGCUGUUGAUGCAAACAUUGCUGUUCACACUGCCGCCACCGUGGGAAAGAUCCAAGUGACCAUACACAAGCAGGAAAAAGAAAAAUGGCCAAGCCUUGGUCAGCCACUGGAAUUCCACAAUACAUUUUUAUGCAAAAAAGAAAGAACUCUUUUCUAUCGGGAUUGUGUGUUGGUGUCUCGGACUGAGGUGAAUCAUAACACACACGUGCUUCAGUUGCAACUUCCUCGUGGGACUGUCAUGCAAGUGCCUGUUGGCAAACAUGUCUACCUCAAAUCCCUCAUUCAAGAAACGGAGGUAGUGAGACCAUACACCCCAAUAGACAAGGGGCUUUCCGUUGGACCCGAUCCCUCUUCAGAAAACAAACACCUCUACCUCAUGAUUAAGUUUUAUAGUGAUGGAGCACUCACUCAACAUCUCAACAGCCUGCAUGUUGGUGACCAUAUAUCAGUUAGCGGUCCAGAGGGUACCUUCAGUCUCCGCCCCCUUCGUGAUGUCACAGUCCUUUACCUUCUAGCAGCAGGCACAGGCCUCACUCCGAUGGCUCGUCUCAUUCAACUGGCACUGCAGGAGAUGAACACUAUCAGGAAAGCCCAACUGCUGUUUUUUAACCGACGAGAAGAGGACAUCCUGUGGCGAAGGGAAUUGGAUGAACUGGCCGCUAAGGAUGAAAGGUUCCAGGUGGAGCACAUCCUGUCUGAGCCGUGUGACAGCUGGGCAGGCAGGAAGGGCCGUGUGGACGAGGCCGUGAUCAACGAUUGUCUGGAUAGACCGGACGGGUCCAAGUGCUACGUUUGUGUAUGUGGGCCCACUGCCUUUACGGAGCUGACAGUUGGGUUGGUGAAGCAGCAAGGUUUCAUGGAAGAGGAGCUUCACAUCUUCCAGGGUUGAUGUGCACUGCUGCCAACUUGCAGAGACUUGGUGCCUUUAAGUGACAAUCAGAGAUGGUUAAAAUGUAUAGCGUAUAUUUAUUUAUGUGUGUGUGCGGAAGAAACACAGUUUCUAUGCAUCGAUAUAAAACAGCUGACUGACUACAGAGUUGCGUUGGUGCGCUGUUGCAUUAGCACAGUCAAGUUAGUGUUUGUCCUACAUAUUUUACAUACAUUCUCCUGCCUCUGCUAAACAUAUUUAAUUCCACAUUUUAUUGGUCACAAUUGGGUGAAACGUACAUGUAGUUGUGACAGUGUUGUUGCUGAUACAACAAUGUCAAAAGAGCCUAGGAAAGUUCCUUCUUUUAAGCAACAAUGCUGCCUCUUUUUAUAGUCAAUGCUCCAGAUACACCACAUGUUGUCUCAACCAUCUCAUGUGGCUGGAUUUGAAGCAAGCAGGCAUUAUUAGUGGGAACAAUCUAUUAUAAGAGGGAAUUAUUGUGCAGAAACAUCAAUAUGAAAAAAAAGUAUUACAACACAUGAACAGGUAAAGUUGUUCCCCUCAACUUCAGUAGGUGUUAAUAUUUUCUGGUGGACUGACUGAAAAAACUUUACAUCAACAGGGGAUAACGUUACAACAUUUGAGGAACUGUAUGUAUUCUAAAUGAUUGUAUUUAAAAGAAAAGGACGGAAAAACUUGGACUUCGAUUUGGAUUAUAAUUAAUUUUAAAGUUAAAAGUUUAACUAAGUACCAAAGACACUAGGUGUGGUGAAAUUAGCUCUGGAUUUGACCGAUCACCCUUGAUCACCACCUGGGAGGUGAGGGAAGCAGUGAGCAGCAGCGUUGGCCGUGCCCGGGAAUUUAGGAGAGAUGCUAGUCUGCUUCCUGACUAUUAUAAGAACAAGUAACCGAUAUAAUAAUAUAUGUUGAGUGGAAAGGUACACUAUUAGAAAAUGUAAAUACUACUACACAAUACAAUAAAGUACUGUAUUACAAUUAUAAUUACUGAGCAAGUAUGCAAACAGGGCAUUUAGGAUAAUUGUAACUAGAGCUGCCCACCAUGUGACUCUUUUGUUUUUUUAUUGUUAAAAAGUGUGUAAUGUUGACCUUUAUAGUAAAGUCUUUUUA
This is a messenger RNA of Entelurus aequoreus (snake pipefish), 6281 nucleotides long. Its product is annotated as cytochrome b5 reductase 4. Gene Ontology annotation, biological process: superoxide metabolic process; generation of precursor metabolites and energy. Bases 3621 to 5174 code for a protein of 517 amino acids. NCBI's taxonomy places the organism in Eukaryota, Metazoa, Chordata, Actinopteri, Syngnathiformes, Syngnathidae. The transcript is spliced from 15 exons. The record is from RefSeq and is a predicted model, not a curated record. Gene Ontology annotation, molecular function: heme binding; oxidoreductase activity. Gene Ontology annotation, cellular component: endoplasmic reticulum.